Molecule: messenger RNA, 2944 nt
Organism: Ricinus communis (castor bean)
Lineage: Eukaryota; Viridiplantae; Streptophyta; Magnoliopsida; Malpighiales; Euphorbiaceae
Product: mitogen-activated protein kinase 15
Exons: 10
Coding region: 731-2425 (564 amino acids)
Biological process (GO): intracellular signal transduction; protein phosphorylation
Cellular component (GO): nucleus; cytoplasm
Molecular function (GO): MAP kinase activity; ATP binding
Source: RefSeq, a predicted model, not a curated record
AAAAAGAAGGCUUCAACUUGAACUACAUACACCACUUCUUGUUCUUGAAUUUUCAAUUCUCUUCUCUUCUUUAUUUGUCAGCCUCUCUUUGAGAUCCAUACCCACUUCCACAAUAACUUAUAUAUCAUUCUGUUACUUUACUAUUUCUUGUUUUUCUUGGUUCAAUCUUUUACCGGAGAGAGAGAUAACAAAGAAAAUAGAAGAAGAAGAAGUAGAGAUUAUCGCCUUUUAUUUGCUUCAGAUUCUCCAAAAUUCAGCUGUAUCCAUUUGAUUAAAGAAAUGCCCAUUUUACCUUUGAUCUGUAAUCUUUUAUUUUCCAGCUAACUACAUUUUAGUCUCCGCCAUUUCUUUUGGCCACACACUCUCCUAUCUUUCUUUUCUGUUUCUCUCUCUUUCUCUCUCUCUAAAUUGACUCUUUUCUAGUAUUAGUCAGUUUAGUUAAAAAAAAAAAAAAAACUCUAAAGAAAGCUUAUUGCUUUAUGAGCUUUGCUUUUUUGAUAUAUAUUCUUGAUCUUACCGUAUUAGUGUAUUUGUGGCAGAUUGGUGAUUCUGGGUUCUAUCUAUCUCACUGAAAUUGGGUUCCAGUUUUAUUUGGUUCUUUGUGAUCUCAACUUUGUUAAGGCUGGUUUAAUCUUAUUCUUGGUUUUGGUUAAACCGGGUUAAAGUUUUGCUGUUUUUGGAAUCUUUUCUGAUAGACUACUUUGGAGAUUUUUAAUGCUUUUUUGCUAAGAUGCAGCCCGAUCAAAGAAAGAAGUCAUCAGUUGAUGUGGACUUUUUCACUGAAUAUGGUGAGGGGAGCAGGUACAAGAUAGAGGAAGUCAUUGGUAAAGGAAGCUAUGGUGUUGUUUGUUCUGCAUAUGAUACCCAUAUUGGAGAAAAGGUUGCAAUUAAGAAAAUCAAUGACAUCUUUGAACAUGUAUCUGAUGCCACCCGCAUACUUAGAGAGAUUAAACUUCUCAGACUUCUGCGUCAUCCAGAUAUAGUGGAGAUCAAGCACAUUUUGUUGCCUCCUUCCCGAAGGGAAUUUAGGGACAUUUAUGUUGUCUUUGAACUGAUGGAAUCUGAUUUACACCAAGUUAUUAAAGCAAAUGAUGAUUUAACACCAGAACAUUAUCAGUUCUUUCUUUAUCAGCUUCUUAGAGGCAUGAAAUAUAUACACACAGCCAAUGUGUUUCACCGGGAUCUAAAACCAAAAAACAUCUUAGCAAAUGCUGACUGCAAGCUAAAGAUCUGUGACUUUGGGCUUGCAAGAGUAGCAUUUAAUGAUACCCCCACAGCGAUUUUCUGGACGGAUUAUGUUGCAACAAGAUGGUAUAGGGCUCCUGAACUGUGUGGAUCAUUUUUCUCAAAGUAUACACCAGCUAUAGACAUAUGGAGUGUUGGAUGCAUUUUUGCUGAACUUUUGACUGGAAAGCCUCUUUUCCCUGGGAAAAACGUUGUUCAUCAACUGGAUCUAAUGACUGAUCUGCUGGGAACGCCAUCACCUGAAGCCAUUGCAAGGGUACGCAAUGAGAAAGCUCGGAGAUAUUUAAGCAGCAUGCGGAAGAAGAAACCAAUUCCUUUCUCCCAGAAGUUUCCUAAUGCAGAUCCCCUUGCACUUCAUUUGUUGGAAAGAAUGUUAGCUUUUGAACCCAAGAACCGACCCACUGCUGAAGAGGCUCUUGCUGAUCCAUAUUUUAAGGGUUUGGCCAAAGUUGAGAGAGAGCCUUCCGCUCAACCAGUUACUAAAAUGGAAUUUGAGUUUGAGAGACGGAGGAUAACUAAGGAAGAUGUACGAGAGCUCAUAUACCGAGAGAUUCUAGAGUACCAUCCUAAAAUGUUGAAAGAGUACUUAGAAGGUUCUGAGCCGACAAGUUUUAUGUAUCCUAGUGCUGUUGACCAUUUUAAGAAGCAGUUUGCUUACCUUGAGGAGCACUAUGGAAAUGGUGCAACUGUUGCUCCACCUGAAAGGCAGCAUGCAUCCUUGCCAAGGCCAUGUGUGUUAUAUUCAGAUAAUACAGUACAAAGUUCUGCGGAAGUUGCAAAUGACUUGUCCAAGUGUUCUAUCAAAGAAAUGGAGAAGCCACAGGUGGACCGAAGUGGUGGGAUCCCAAUGACAAGGCUACCUCUUCAAGUUCCUCAAAGCAUCCAAGCAAGUGCUGCAAGACCUGGGAAAGUUGUUGGUUCAGUGUUACGAUAUAACAAUUGUGGGGCAACAGCAACAACAGUAGAAGCUCUUGAACAGAGAAGGAUGGUUAGGAAUCCUGCCAUUUCAACUCAAUAUACUGCUGCAAACUGUUCAUAUCCUAGAAGAAACCCAGUCUGUAAGAAUGAAAGGGGAGAAGAUGAAGGGGUUGAAGGCUCCGGUGGAUUGCAGCCAAAGCCUCAGUACAUGGCAAGGAAAGUUGCCGCUGCUCAAGGUGGACCCGGGAAUCAUUGGUAUUGAUAAUGUAGCAGGCUUGAACACCUGAUGGCUGAUAACCAGCCUUGUGAUAGCAGUCUUCAGAUCACAUUGCAUCAGAUUGAUCUUGCUGCCAAAGUGAAAUUCAUACGUUUCUAAUGCUGCACUCUAGCAUUGUGUUCUACCAGCCAUGGUCCUUGAGAAGAUUUUCAGGGAUGGGACUUCUGUUGGAGGGCUAGUUGUAAUUUAUUUCACUAAUUUGAGAUUGGACGGGUUCUUUGGUAUCUUACAAUUCAUGAUCAUAUAGCUUUCUGAUUUAGCUGCAGUAACCAAGAUUUAAGACAUUAUGAUUUCAUGAAUGAGGAAAGACAAAGUAAUUGGUCGACUUACCAAGAUCUUUAUCUCGUUAUUCCUUGCAGGAUAGGAGUAAGCUAUUGCUUGUUUUUCCCCGCUUGUGGGGCUAUAACCCCUAUAUUUGGUUGUUGUAUCAUUUUUCUACUGUUCUUAUACCUAUACUGAAGGAUAUGCUUUUCUUAAAUAUGCAACCGAGUCAGGAUUAAUUCA